AUGAAAUCCAGACCGGCAUUUCAACUAAAAACCUACAUCGUUAUCUACAAUAUAUUCCAAGUACUUUGCUGCAUCUACCUAGUUCAUAAGAUUAUUGUAAUCAAUUUACCAACUUUAACAUUUUGGGAAUGUGCAUACUUUCAACCGGGAAGUAUCGAAGAAAAAGACUUCAAUCACAUCAGUAUUUUUACAUUUUGGCUAAAAGUCAGUGAAUUAAGUGAAACAAUUGUUUUCGUAUUGCGAAAGAAGCAGCGUCAAGUUUCAUUUUUACACGUCUUUCAUCAUUGUGCUACACUAUUUCUCGUUUACCAACUUUCAAGAACCUAUAAAGGUAGUUCAGCUCUUUAUCCACUUUUUCUCAAUUGCAACGUCCACAUCAUCAUGUAUUGUUAUUAUUUAAUGGCUGCAAUUCUCCCAGAUAAAAUUGUUGCCAGACUCACUCCGUUUAAAAAGGCCAUUACCACGAUACAAAUGAUCCAAUUUGCCAUGAUACUGCUACAAGUUGUUGUGGCUUUGAGUCGUGGUUGCAAAGUUCCACCAGUUAUCUUAUCAAUUUAUGUGCUUAUUAUAUCGGCAUUUUUCUAUAUGUUUUAUGAUUUUUACAAAAAGAAUUAUUCGCCAAAAAAACUUUCACCUCAAGAGAAAGAGGAAUAAAAUGAAUUAAGAAAAAAAUAAAACAAUAUUUAUUAAGUUCUUUUAGAAAAUUUCACUUUAUAAUGUAAGAAUAUUUUUUAUUGAUACAUUUUUAAAAUACAAAUUUUAUAGCCAUAUUUUAUACUAAAAAAAAAUAAAUAAUCGAAAUAAAUA
Episyrphus balteatus (marmalade hoverfly) is the source of this 807-nucleotide messenger RNA. RefSeq names its product elongation of very long chain fatty acids protein F-like. Gene Ontology annotation, molecular function: fatty acid elongase activity. The transcript is spliced from 3 exons. Gene Ontology annotation, biological process: sphingolipid biosynthetic process; fatty acid elongation, saturated fatty acid; very long-chain fatty acid biosynthetic process. Gene Ontology annotation, cellular component: endoplasmic reticulum membrane. The record is from RefSeq and is a predicted model, not a curated record. The coding region runs from base 1 to 654 and encodes 217 amino acids. Lineage: Eukaryota; Metazoa; Arthropoda; Insecta; Diptera; Syrphidae.